CCCCAUGAGGCAAUGGAAGAUUGUCGUAUUAGCCGCUACGACAUUCCAAAGGGCACUCGUUUGUUUGUGAAUGUAUGGAAGUUGCAACGAGACCCACGAAUUUGGUCGAAUCCUGAGGAGUUUGAGCCCGAAAGAUUUCUCACAAGCCAUCAAAACGUGGAUAUUCUGGGCCAACAUUUUGAGCUGAUUCCUUUUGGUUCUGGUAGACGAUCUUGCCCAGGGAUGAGUUGGGCAUUGCAAGUGAUACGCUUGACAAUUGCUCGCUUGCUUCAAGGAUUUGAUUUAGCAACACCCUUAAAUGCUCCAGUGGAUAUGACUGAAGAGCCAGGAGGCAACAUGCCCAAGGCAACUCCUCUUCAACUUGUCCUCACUCCUCGCCUUCCCGAUCAUCUUUAUCAACUCUAGGUGUAACGUAAUAUCAUCCAAUAGUUAAUAUCAAGCCUCUUAGAUAUGCACCGGUAAUAUUAUGAUGCGAGUAAUGUAACAUAUGAAUAACGCAGGCCAGUGUUGUCCCUUUCCUUUCUUUGUUCUGAGGCUAGCCGGAUUGUCAGAAUAAUAUAUGCCGGCUUUUCUUUUUUUUUGGUACAUAAUAUGCAGGCCACUUUGUAAUCAUGUAUUAUGUGUAUACCUUGGACUGCGCUCUGAAUGCGAGAGAGUUAUAGUAAUGACAUUUGUCCAUGGGAAGGGUAACUAAGCGCCUGACUUCUAGCUUCAGCAACAGCUCACUACUCUACCAGCCAUAUAACUGAGCCCAAUGUUUUACAACAGAA
Messenger RNA from Theobroma umbraticum, 770 nucleotides. Its product is annotated as vinorine hydroxylase-like. Gene Ontology annotation, molecular function: oxidoreductase activity, acting on paired donors, with incorporation or reduction of molecular oxygen; heme binding; monooxygenase activity. The record is from RefSeq and is a predicted model, not a curated record. NCBI's taxonomy places the organism in Eukaryota, Viridiplantae, Streptophyta, Magnoliopsida, Malvales, Malvaceae.